AUGUGUCCCCUGCAGCGUCCCCGGCCAUCUCCUUCGGCCGAUGCCGGCAUCCAGCUUCUGUGUCCUGUCCCUGUGACGUCGGGACGUACGGGCGCCGCCGCCGGCGGCGGCGGGAAAUUUAAAAAUUUUAAAAAAUGUCAUUUUUUUUUUUUUUUUUCUGUAUCAAAGCAUUUCACAUAAAUUUUGUCCCUAGUGCUUUGUCCUGUGCCCUGCCUGCAUUUUUACUGUUCUUUCUGCCUGGAAACUGAGAAACAUCCAUGGCGUCCAAAAAGCGUCCCUUUAGGUCAGAAGCAGUUUUAGACCAGCUAGAGAACAGUGAUAGUAAAUCAGAACUACUUGCAGAAUUGA
Staurois parvus is the source of this 348-nucleotide messenger RNA. The record is from the annotation of a GenBank genome assembly. NCBI's taxonomy places the organism in Eukaryota, Metazoa, Chordata, Amphibia, Anura, Ranidae.